UGCCCUAAUUAAUAGAACACAGCAGAGAGAAUGGUGUGGACAAAAGGAGAAGCUGACUCCGCUUGCCAUUGGCUCCAGUUCCACCAGUCACUGGCUCCCCCUGCUGUUGGCCUCCCUGUCUUUUGCCCUAUGGGCACCAGGCUCCACUGCCUCCCACUCAGCGCUCUUCCGUUUGCGCAAAGGAUGGGAUGGAAAGUGCACAACGCAACACUAAACUCCCUGUUAGAAACUGAUGUCUGUCUGCAGCCACGGUCUCUGUCCAAACCAUAGUAGAUGGGUUUUGUGGACAUCUUGGACAUAGCCCGACCAACGCAUGACGCAACAUCAACUUUGAGGACCCUAAGCAGAUUUGGUCAGUGCUUGGCAGGGAGAUCAAGCCACCUUGCCUUCAACUUUGGAAGAAAGUCAGGAUAUCAAUGUAAUAAUAAAAGAAAGACAGACCAGAGUGGGGGGCGAGCGCGCAACGGAGAAGCACGGAAAAGCGAGGACGCUAAACGGGAUGUUCAGCUUUUAAACCGUUCUGCCUACCAGUGUGUUUUAUUAGCAUGGCUCCCCACGCGGGGAAAUAAGGCAGCAGCGUCAUGAUGCGCUUAUCCGAGGUGCAUUACGGUAGCCGGGCUUGUAGCAGUUUGUUUCUCUGCAUUGUGCUUUCCUAUCCCUGCUCGGGCAGGUGGGAGAGGCUGAAACAGCAGCAGCAGCAGCAGCAGCAGGAGCCGCGUGGGACGUCACUGGGUGACCUGCCUUUGCCGGACGGCCCCGCGCGGGAGGAGACUCUCUAAAGGGACGAGGGAUCUCUUUUGUCCUUCGGCGCUGCCUGGAAAACAGACAGCUCCGCAGCUCCGGCGGCAGCCCUUUCCCCGCUCUCCCGCUGCUGCUGCGUGGGGCGGCAACUUUUGCAGGGAGCCCCCUGUCAACUCAUGCCAGAAGUGGGUGUCCGCCUCUCCCGAAGGUCCUGGAGGAGAAAGCAAGGGCGGCCGCUGCCCUCCGCCUCUCCUAGAGAAGGCGGGAGCGAAGCAAAGGGGUUUCAUAACUGGCCAAAUCCCAGAUGGGGAGCAGUGAUAAAAGAGAGAUCGCAAAGUGGGGAGAGUUGGGAGCCGAGAGGUUUGCAGAGUGAGGCCCACCCCGGAUCCUUGGGGCGGGAGGCUUUGCUGCCUGCUGAACCACCCCAGCCCCGCCCCAGAUCUUUGGGGUGCGCUGGGGUGCAGGCCGAGGCGCUGGCUGCCAAUUUCUUGAUUAAGCAGCGAGGCGCGUUGCUACUUGCGAGCGCAUGUAGAGCCCGCCCGCUUUGACUUUGGGAAGGAGUUGGGGAGGGGGGUCCUUGGCUUCCUACUGCUCCAGGCAGGGCCCCUUUCCCCAAUCGGAAGGCGGCUCCAGUCUCCUGGGCAUGGAGGUCCCGGGGAGUUGCGCCGAGCUCCCGCUGCCCCACGACCUGAAGGAUCUGGAGAGCAAAGUAGGGCAGAAGGCCCCCGACGGGCUGCUCCGCUGGCUCAGGGAGGAUCCCGCCGCUCAUCUGCUCCGGAGCAGCCCCAGCCGGGGUCUGCGCCACGGCCUGGGAGAGAAGAUCAAGGCACUGAAGCUGGAGCUGGCCUACCUGAGAGCAAUAGACAUCAAGAUCCUACAGCAGCUAGUAGCAGUGCACGAGGGCAUAGAGGCGGUGAAGUGGCUCCUGGAGGAGAAAGGGACGCUGACCAGCCGCUGCAGCAGCCUCACCAGCAGCCAGUACAGCCUGGUGGAGAGUCAGGAGACAUCCCGGCGGGGCAGCUGGAACAGCCUUCAAGACCCCAAUGACAAGUUGGACAGCAUCUCCAUUGGCAGCUAUUUGGACACACUUGCUGAUGAUAUGGAUGAGUAUGGGCAAAGCUCUUCCAUGGAACCCAUAAUGUCCUCCACCCCGGGCAGGCCACUGGCCAGAGCCGAGCUGGAAAGAUCAAAGACUGACCUAGAGAGGGCUUUUCCUGCCAAGGGUGAGAAAGAGCCGGAGAAAAGCAAAAUGUGCCUCGAGAGGGUCCCCGUUAAAAGCCAGUGUUCAAGUGAGCCAAACAGAGCUGCUGGGCAGUCACCACCAAUGGCCAAUGGGAUAUUGGGCAGAAAUGUCCCAGGGCUGGAGCAAAGCACUGAGAUUAAGUUACCCUUGGCAGCUGCCGAGCAGUUGAGCAGCCCAGCAGCAAAGGCCUUGAGGAGCAGCAAAGUUGACUUGGAGAACUGCAAGUUGAAUAGCAGGAGGCACUUGGAGUAUGAUGCCCAUUGGCAGUGGGUUCAGUCUCAAGAUGAUGUGACGUUCUUGUAGCAUCCCAGACUUGCUGCCUGGGCUAGCAGGUUAUGGGCUCAGGGCCUCAUGCAGCUACAGUAGUUUGCACUUUGGAUUGGACCAUCUGUCUUCCUUGCCAAAAUGGUUGCUUCUGUUUGCUGCAUUUGCUGGUGGACACAACACAGAGUUGCAUGGUUCUCCCUUGUCAUUAACCACCUCUAGGAACAGCUCUUGGGUUGAGCGAUACCUGUUGGAGGGGUUCUUGGCCUUCCAUCACGGCAUCCUUCAGUCUUGUGCAAUAAUGUUUCUAGUCUCUGAGAGAGAUGCUGUGUUGUCAUGUGUGGCACAUCACUGCUUCCACGCAUCCAUGAGGUUUGGAGAAACAUCUUCAUCUUAAGAGCAACGAGGCGCACAUACCUUGAUGCAACCCAUGUGGCUUUCCUUGGGAGAACUCUGCCCCCUAUUCUUCCUGUUCAUGUUAACAGAGAGUUGUUCGUGGGUUUCAGAUGGGAAGCAGAGUCACGCCUUUGACACCACUUCCCCUUCUCAUCUGUUUCAUUAUUAUGCACUUUGAUGGGGAGAUUAUCCCUCCUUUGCUCAGCAAAGUCCCAGGUUUGAGAAAGGAAUGGGGAAAACAAAUUCUGGUUUGUUUGCAGCACUCACCAUGAUGAGCAUUCCUCUCUGCUCCUCGCUGCCUCCACCUGAGGUGGAGCAGAAAUUGGGGGGGGGCAGUAACGAUUCCUACAGUUCUGAUGGGCAUCAAAGGCACUUUGAGAAGGGCUAGAGCAGGAAUGGGGACACUCAGAUCCAGGGGACAAGCACAGACCUCCAGACUUCUCUGUCUGGCCUGUAGGGAUCCCCUACAGACUGCUUUCCCCCAGCUACACUCCUCUGUGGCCACAGCCCUCACCAGUCCUACUUUGCAUCCUCCUUGGGUGUUUUUGUCUGGCUGGAAUGUGUCCUUGAACUCUGAAAAUGCUUCUUGGUUGCUUGGAUGGAGGAUAGAGGUGUGUGUAUUUGUGCCUACUCUGUACAAUGGUAACAUUUACAUUUAUUGCUCUGCCCACUUCUACCCCUGGCUCUUCCCUCCACUGAGAUGUGGCCCCCAGAAGUUUGUCUAGAAGUGCCUCUGUUGCACUGAAGGUGUUCCAAAUGUAGCAUGUUUCUGGGGAUUAUUUCCCUGUCCCCAGUUCCAUGCUUUGAGGGAGCCCAAGUACCUUGGAGGUACACAAACAAGCCCCAGAUCUCUUUCCAAGCUUAAAGGGGGGGGGCAGGAAUCAUGCUUGGAGACAGGACACUGCUUCCCUCUGAUGUUUACACAUUUUACAAGGCCAGCCUUCAUCAGCCUGAUACCCUUCAGAUGUUUCUGAACUAUAGCACCCAUCAUCCCUGACCCUUGCUACAUGCUGGCUUGAGCAAACAGGGUUGUUGUUCUGGAAACAUUUGAAGGGCACCAGAUUGGGGGAAGUUGAUCAAUGAAAAUCCUGAGGGUGUGCUCAAAUGUUCGGGAGGCAGCAUAUUUUCUGGUGUCAGCUCCACAGAGGGACACAGACAGAUAUGCUUCUGUCACUAUCUGCAGGCUGAUAGCCAGGGACCUGGGUUUUCCUCAACCCCAUGUGCUUUGUUUCUGGUGUGGAUUCAAAGAAGUUGACUAGCUUUUCUCCCAUGCAAUUUACCCUGUAGUAAGAGGGAGAUGGAAUUACCUGAUUUUGUGGAGAUGUCAUAAAGCCAACGUUUGACUCCUGCUAAAGCAAAAAUCUAAUCUUCCUCUUUUUUUUAGAAAGGGAAUAAAGGAGCAGGCAGAAGUAGUUUCGGCUUUGUUUAAAUUAAUGGUCCCUUUAACCCACUUUGGCUAAGACUGAAACAGGACCAAUUUUGGACUCUCUCUGAUGCAAAUCCUUCAGUCUCUUUCCUGUAAGGUUUGACAAUUCAUUUGCUAUUCCCUCCUCCUCCUCGCUGCACCAUGCCCCACAUUGCUGCAAUUUUUGACCUGCCAGCAUUGUAGACAAUGUCAAAUUCAUAAAAGCAGGGUGGACAGGUGCUGUCAGUAACGCCAGAUAUCUGUCAGCCUUACAUAAUUUUGCAGUGCUUCUGUUGAGCCACUGUGCACUUUCAUCCUGCAAGUUUCAAAACCAUUUUUCACAGCACAGCAUGCUACAUUCUGAAUCCUCAUGGUAUUUUCUUUGAAAUCCUUUUAAACAUGGCUUUGUAUUUGAGGAGCAUCCAUCUUCUCCCUAGAUUUUCUUUCAGAACCUUGCGUGCCAAAAUGACAUCGGCCAAUCUGGUCUUACCAUCUUUUCUGUGAAGGCUCACUUAAAUUUUCCGUGUCUGUUAUGCUCAUCAUUCUUAAAGGCGCCAGUUCCUCAGCUGCAAUACAACGUUCAGCACUCAGCUAUGCAUGCCGUGUGAUGAAAGUAGAUGUGUCCAGCAUAUGACAGAGUUCACUAUGCAUUUGAAUUCUGGUUUUGACAACAAAGUCACAACGGUCCUCUCCUGAAGGUUUCAACAUAAUUCUAAUGAGGAAAAAAUACACACACACACAACACCUCAAAGUGUUGCAUCAACAACCUUAAGGACUUGUUGUUUUCUCAGGCCGCUAGGAAAACACACAGAUUUCCCAUGUAAUGCUGAAUUGCAAAGGGUGAAAUUACACAGAACCCUGAAUUGUAUAACAGCAACUGUCGCUUUUUUUUUUUAAAAAAAGGAUUCGACUUUGAAUGAUGGGGAGGGGGACUUUAAUCCUUUCCUCCUAUGUUAUCACCCUGAUACUAUUCCUUCCCAAACUGCUACUUUUGGGGGUGGGGAGCAAAAUUUAGAGAGGAAGGCCUUUUUCAUUCAAACUGUGACACGGGGCUGGAAAAGGGUUAGUCCCUUCCCCACAUGCUUGAGUCCUGAUCCUGAUUGCACCACCGGGUGUGUGUGUGUGCAAUUGAAACAGCAUGUUUAAAGAUAAACUACAGUACAUGCAUUUUAAGAACAAGACACAUUUAUUUCAAUCAUGCAAUUGAUGAUGGCCAAUCUAAUUUGACCCCCAAUGCCUCCCCCCGCCCCAUUAUCCUCUUCUGAGCUGCUGUGGGUUGGUACAAACUAUGUGGUCUUAAAAACAUGAAGAAUCCAAACUCAGAAAUGAGAGCAGCAGCAGCAGCAGCAGCAGCAGUGGCUGCCCUCUGUGAAGAGACCUAUAUUGCUUCAUCUGUCAGUUAUAUCCACCCUUAAAGCUUUUUGUAUGCAUGUCAGUAUACCAACAUCUUGGCUUGAAAGGACAAAAAGCCAGCUUUCAGCAGUAGUGUGGGUCAGUGAAUGAUGUGAAGAUUAUGAAUAGAUUCCACAAGCAACGUUGUCUAAUGCCUCUGCCCAUGUUUCCAACCCCAAGAACAAUAAAAUCCUUUAUGCUUCUUUC
Messenger RNA from Podarcis muralis (Common wall lizard), 5648 nucleotides. RefSeq names its product leucine rich adaptor protein 1 (gene LURAP1). The record is from RefSeq and is a predicted model, not a curated record. Lineage: Eukaryota; Metazoa; Chordata; Lepidosauria; Squamata; Lacertidae. Gene Ontology annotation, biological process: positive regulation of canonical NF-kappaB signal transduction; positive regulation of cytokine production.